Danio rerio (zebrafish) is the source of this 2706-nucleotide messenger RNA. NCBI's taxonomy places the organism in Eukaryota, Metazoa, Chordata, Actinopteri, Cypriniformes, Danionidae. The record is from RefSeq and is a predicted model, not a curated record.
UUAAAAGUGAAUGUUGAACAUUGAUUGGCCCGCAGUGCUGUGAAGUGGGCGUAUCUUAGGUGUGGCUCCUUACUGAAGCGCUGGAGCUUCAUCAGUUUCUCCGCCGCCGCGCAAGAGUUUGGAGAAGUUGAAGGACAGUCUGUCAGGUUUAGCCGAAGGUUCGUGCGCGCAGAGCCACCGAGAGCAGCGAUGUCUGCCGAACCUAUUCGCUCGGUUUUAGGCUCCGUUUCGACGGAUGACACCUCGCUGGUCCUGCCGUCCGACAAGACUCAACGGAGGGGUCAGGAGCGCGUGCAGGAGCAGGUCAAGAGCAUUCGAAGGAAGACGAAGAUUGUCAAGAAUGACUCCAUCCCGUCGCCGACAACUCCAGCAUCAGCGACAGAAUACAGUGAGCCUAAAUUCCAGUUCUCACCGGCAAAAGUGAACAACACACUCUUCAGAUUUAGUGGUUCCAACAUGACUACAACCCAGAACAGAAUGACUGGUCGCAGCGUGUCAGUGCGCCACACUGUGAAAAGGCAGACCCAAAACAGCCAGUGGGACUCUCGGAUGUCUUGGAAUGCUCAGUCUAAGCCCAAUGGGAUGAAGCUCAGUGGCAGCGACCCUUCCUUAAAUAAGAUAGCUACCCAGAAUUCUGUGGAAAGAGUCGCUACCAUACGACAGAAUCGUUCUGUACAAUCUAUGAAAGUGAAGAAUUCUCCUCCGGUUGCUGCCAACCAAGCACAGACAAUCACAAAAGUCAUCAAGACCAAAUCAGAAGCGCCGGGUGUGAAUGGAGCCAUGGGAGUGAUGCCCAACAUCACUCUGCAGGAAGCAGUGGAUUAUCUGACACACGAAGACAUCAGUCAUCAGCUGUGUGGAGCUUCAUUCAUACAGCACAACACCUUCACAGAGGACACGGCCAAACAAGAGGUCUGUUGUGGAAUUUGUCUUCGGCGGAUACACUAAAACCAGACCUGAUCACGAAUGCUAUGCCUUUGCUGACAGAAAACGUUGUGGUGCCGUACAAUAUUUGGCGUGAGGGCAACAAACACGUUGACCCUGAAGUUUUUGAAAACACUACCGGCUGUUUAAGAAACCUCAGCUGUGCCAGUGAUACAGAAAGGAUUUCUAUGAGGAGCUGCCCACGACUUAUCGACUCCCUCGUGACUUACAUUCAGACGCAGGUGGAACGAGGAGAGCUGGAUGACAAGUCUGUGGAAAACUGCGUCUGCAUUCUGCAUAACCUGAGCUACCAGCUGAUUCCGGAUCACUUCAAACAGGACACAAUCCCACAAGAGAACAGCAAAAAGAGCAUCUUUAGCCCCAAGGCCAAAGUCAAAAAGCCGUUAAGUUUCCCAGAAAUGGACAAGGACAACCCUGAAGGAGUAAACUGGUUGUUUCACACAAAGUCCCUGCAGCUCUAUCUCAUUCUUCUGGGCUCUAGUCAGAACGAAGCCACGCUAGAGGCCUGUUGCGGAGCUUUGCAGAACCUCACCGCUUCAAAGAGCAAUAUGUCCACUGUGAUGAGUCAAAACAUCAUCGAGAAGCUGCACGGCCUGUCUGUCAUCUCACCUCUGCUGAGGUCUGGAAAUCUGGGUCUACAGAAGACCGCCAUGUCCUUAGUGGGCAACAUGUCCCGGGUGUCAUCUCUACGGCGAACUAUGGCUGCUGAAGUCCUUCCUAUUGUGACCUCUUACCUCACGGGUGUGACAAUGAAAAUGAUCAAGUCUGACAGCAUCAUCUCUACAGCCUGCCGCGUGAUGAACACGCUCAUGCUAGCAGAGCCGGACACUAGCAAGAAGCUGCUGAAUGCUAAACUUGUUGAGUCUCUGAGCUUGGUGAGCACAAACACGUUAUUCGAGACAGCCUAUAAAGAUGCAGGAGUUCUUCUUUGGAGUUUGUGGGGACAAAAGGACAUUAAGAGUGUGUUGAAAGAGCAAGGGUUGGACAAGAACAUAUUUAUUAACCCCGCCACUGCUACAGCGUACCAAAGAGCAACAGACAAUCAGAAGAAUGGACACUGAGAGAUGUGCAAGUGAGCUGAAACCCCCCCCCCGUUUUAUUUGAAUUUACUUUGAUUCAGAUCACUAAUGUUGUUAAGACUGUUUUUUUAAUAGUCUUUGUUUCAAUUUUAGCGUAGGUCUUCAUGAAGACACAUGGCACAGCUGGAUUUACAAAUACUGCCCUUCCCUGCAUGUUUUGAAUAAUAUUAUGGGUAUAUAUGUACAUAUUAGAUUUAAAGGGGGAAAAACAGAUAAGUUGCUUUAAAGGGAUAGUUCACUCAAAACUGGGGUCACUCUUAGAUGAGUGAAAUCACAGCAUUGUAUAUUGCUUUGCAUAAAAUAACAUUUUUAACAGUACGUUAUUAAAUUUACAUAUCAAAUAAAAAAUGUUCUAUUAAGAAUUGCGAAUGCACUAAUUGAACACUGUUAAAAGCUGAUUUUUGAAGAUUAUAAAUGUAUUCUAUAUUUAUAAUCUUAUUCCAGAAUUGUGGGUGCCUUUUAACAUGUGCCAUUAAUUUUAUUUUUAUACAGGAUUGAUAUGUAAUCACGAUAACAGAGUUGACAUGUUCUUUUCAUUUUCAUCAUAUCAUUGUUUUAAAAAGUGAAUGAGAAAUUCCCUGAUAUAUUCAAUCAAUUCAAUUCAGCUUUAUUUGUAUAGCGCUUUUACAGUGUAGAUUGUGUCAAAGCAGCUUCACAUAAAUGGUCAUAGUAACUGGAACAG